Molecule: messenger RNA, 887 nt
Organism: Homo sapiens (human)
Lineage: Eukaryota; Metazoa; Chordata; Mammalia; Primates; Hominidae
Gene: RPL7A
Product: ribosomal protein L7a
Exons: 8
Coding region: 27-827 (266 amino acids)
Biological process (GO): ribosome biogenesis; cytoplasmic translation
Cellular component (GO): membrane; ribosome; cytoplasm
Molecular function (GO): structural constituent of ribosome; RNA binding
Source: RefSeq, marked reviewed
CUUUCUCUCUCCUCCCGCCGCCCAAGAUGCCGAAAGGAAAGAAGGCCAAGGGAAAGAAGGUGGCUCCGGCCCCAGCUGUCGUGAAGAAGCAGGAGGCUAAGAAAGUGGUGAAUCCCCUGUUUGAGAAAAGGCCUAAGAAUUUUGGCAUUGGACAGGACAUCCAGCCCAAAAGAGACCUCACCCGCUUUGUGAAAUGGCCCCGCUAUAUCAGGUUGCAGCGGCAGAGAGCCAUCCUCUAUAAGCGGCUGAAAGUGCCUCCUGCGAUUAACCAGUUCACCCAGGCCCUGGACCGCCAAACAGCUACUCAGCUGCUUAAGCUGGCCCACAAGUACAGACCAGAGACAAAGCAAGAGAAGAAGCAGAGACUGUUGGCCCGGGCCGAGAAGAAGGCUGCUGGCAAAGGGGACGUCCCAACGAAGAGACCACCUGUCCUUCGAGCAGGAGUUAACACCGUCACCACCUUGGUGGAGAACAAGAAAGCUCAGCUGGUGGUGAUUGCACACGACGUGGAUCCCAUCGAGCUGGUUGUCUUCUUGCCUGCCCUGUGUCGUAAAAUGGGGGUCCCUUACUGCAUUAUCAAGGGAAAGGCAAGACUGGGACGUCUAGUCCACAGGAAGACCUGCACCACUGUCGCCUUCACACAGGUGAACUCGGAAGACAAAGGCGCUUUGGCUAAGCUGGUGGAAGCUAUCAGGACCAAUUACAAUGACAGAUACGAUGAGAUCCGCCGUCACUGGGGUGGCAAUGUCCUGGGUCCUAAGUCUGUGGCUCGUAUCGCCAAGCUCGAAAAGGCAAAGGCUAAAGAACUUGCCACUAAACUGGGUUAAAUGUACACUGUUGAGUUUUCUGUACAUAAAAAUAAUUGAAAUAAUACAAAUUUUCCUUCA